CCUUCUUUUUCAUGUGGAUCAGUCAUGUCCGGAGCUGAGGCUGACCCUAAAGAAGUCGCAAAGUCUGCCGAAAAGAAGGAGCAAGAAGCAGCUGCAGCUGAGGCAGCUGAGGAAAGCCGUGACUCUGCUGCUUCGCUUGACAAUGAUGAGAAGUGA
Strongylus vulgaris is the source of this 156-nucleotide messenger RNA. The record is from the annotation of a GenBank genome assembly. NCBI's taxonomy places the organism in Eukaryota, Metazoa, Nematoda, Chromadorea, Rhabditida, Strongylidae.